CCGGAAGCGGAAGUGACGCGGGGGUCCUGGCGCUGUUGCCAGAGCGCCCGGCGGAGCCGCGUCCCGUUCCUAUCCCGUCCCGCCGCGAUGAGCGCGGCCGGGCUGGUGUCCGCUACGCCGCCCGCUCCAGCCCCGCCCGGGGCACCCGCCCCCGCCAUGCCUCCCGGCCCCGAAUAUUACGAGGAGGAGGAGCUGGAGAGCGCCGAGGAGGAGGAUGGCGAGCGGAGCGCUCGGGCCCGAGACUCCGAUGAGGAUACUGAGGAUGCUAGCGAGACUGAUCUGGCAAAACAUGAGGAGGAAGACUUUGUAGAAAUGAAAGAACAGAUGUAUCAGGACAAACUGGCAUCUCUUAAGAGGCAAUUGCAGCAGCUGCAGGAAGGUACUCUUCAGGAAUAUCAGAAAAGAAUGAAAAAGUUGGACCAGCAAUACAAAGAAAGGAUACGAAAUGCUGAACUAUUCCUCCAGCUGGAAACAGAUCAGGUGGAAAAAAAUUACGUCAAGGAAAAGAAGGCAGCAGCAAAGGAGUUUGAAGAUAAGAAAAUUGAGCUUAAGGAAAAUUUGAUUGCAGAGUUGGAAGAGAAGAAGAAAAUGAUUGAGAAUGAAAAGUUAACCAUGGAAUUAACAGGAGAUUCUAUGGAAGUGAAGCCUAUCAUGACAAGGAAACUGAGGCGACGACCAAAUGAUCCAGUUCCCAUCCCAGACAAGAGGAGGAAACCUGCCCCUGCUCAGCUAAAUUACUUGUUGACGGAUGAGCAAAUAAUGGAGGACCUGAGAACCCUAAACAAGCUUAAAUCACCCAAGAGACCAGCCUCUCCUUCCUCCCCUGAGCACCUCCCAGCUACACCAGCAGAGUCUCCAGCGCAGCGGUUUGAGGCCCGGAUAGAAGAUGGAAAACUCUACUAUGAUAAAAGAUGGUACCACAAGAGCCAGGCCAUUUACCUGGAGUCUAAAGAGAACACUAAGAUCAGCUGUGUCAUCAGUUCUGUGGGCGCCAACGAGAUCUGGGUGAGGAAAACCAGUGACAGCACAAAGAUGAGAAUCUAUCUGGGACAGCUGCAGCGAGGUGUUUUUGUGAUUCGUCGGCGAUCAGCUGCAUGACUUUGGGUGGCAGUCACAUCCCAGUAACUGAUGUAUGUACGUGGAUCUGGAGUGGAGUGUUAUGGCUGGGCUGAUGCAUUGUGUUUUCAGCUGAAGGACCUCACAUAUAUUUGCUGUGUUUAAAAAUUCAGCUACAUCUGGACUUCUGGUGGGAAAAGGAGGGCGUUGCUGUUUCCCACCCUUAAAAAUGUGCCAUCUUUGCUGCAGAGUUAGGUGGAACGCAGCAGGCUGUAUUUUGUCAAGUUAACAGCAUACUUAAUAUAACUUAACGUUCUCUGUGUGUAUGACAGGGUUUUAUAUAAGGUGAUCAUGUACUAAACAGGAUUUGUCACUAAGCCUUAAAGUGAUCAUCAUAGUUCUUAUAAUAAAAAGCAUUAAGUAAAUAGCAGGAUUUUUUUCCUACCUUCAUCAUGUUAUGAGCACUCACACUGGGGGAAGUAGUUGAAAACGUGGUGGAGUUUUGGGAAGAUACCUUGCUGACCUGCUAGCAGCAGAUGGUCUCUUUUUCUGUAAUGUUGUCUUCAAAGGGAUUUGUAGAAAGCUGGAAAUGCAGCAGUUCUCUUAGAGCCAGCGUGAUAUUGGUGCACAUCAUAGAAGCUUGAUUCUAUAGCUUCAUCACUGCUGCUCAGUCUGAAUCAACAUCAGCUCACCUUCCCUAUCCUUAGGCAGAAGAGGGAGGAAACAACAGCUGCACUCACAGUCCCAAACCUGCCUUUCCAUUGCUGUGGUCUGAUGUUGCAAGGUUUGCAGUGGGAGGGGUAACAUCUUCAGUUCACUCCCAAAUCAGUAUCUGAAUGGUCUCCUGGCAGCAACCCCCUGUGGGACUGUUGCACUGUUUCCUUCUCUAACCUGGUGUUGAUUCAGAGCAACGUGGGUCUGGUUUGCAAGCACUUUGACAUCAAACUCAUGCUGUUUUCACACUGAUUUUGAAUGUUCAGAAAGGAUUGUAUGAAGGUUGUAAUAACUCCUGUCCUUUGCCCAUUGCCUAUUUCCCCACUGCCCCUGAAUUACCUUUUGAAAUUUAAUUUCUGCUUUUGAGCGUGGGCCUGUAGCCCUCUUUUUGCUCAUAUUAAAUUACUGCAUGGAAGGUAUUUCAUUUUAAGGCUGCUUGAUAAUUUCAGCUUUUCAUGAAAUGGAUGUCUUUCUUACUGAUCACUGUGAAAAAUCCGUCUGGCUCGUCUGUAAAAGUGAACAAAUAUUGUAUCCUGUUUUUCCAAGCAGGCUGCUAUAUAAUAACCUGUGCCAUCACAGGCUGCAAAUGCUAAAAAUGCUGUGCCUCACUGUGCACUCAGGACAGCAGACAUUUCUUGAAUCCUUGAGGGAUGCUCCAAAUGCACUGUGGUGAGGAUGUGCCUUGUUGUGGAUGUCAAUGGCAGAAAUGAGAAUGUCCUGCUGGUUGGAAAAAGCCCAGUUACCCAAGGAGAUGGGCACAGUCUUUCCUAACUUCUAAAAGAAAAUGUUUGGUUUUUUUGUCUGUCUGCUAUUUGUCUAACAUCAGUCUUUUGAAAAACCCAGAUCUUCAGUGAACAGAAAUGGCUUUGUGGGUAUGAAAAUAUUUCAUCCUCGUUAUUUGUUUAAAGUAAAUUCAAGAGAUGGUUUUAACUGCUGGCUAUAAAGGUUCUUAAAGAAGGGUGAACUUUCUGCCAAUAACAGAUUUUUCUGAGGGUUAAACUGUAGCUGGCUGGUAGCUCCUGUUUGGCACUGUUGUCAUUACACUGAGAAACAGACUGUGUCUGCUGGGGAAAAACCAACACAUUAUUUAGUACUUGAUCAGCCAUUAGAUACUGAAAUAUAAAGGAAGCCACAUCAGCCAACCAACUUCCAGUGACUUUUUGACAUCAUGCUCACUGAAAAGUUUCAGAAAUGUUUUUACAAGGAUGAAUGCUGAUCCAAGAAAUUGUCUUAUUCAGCUCGUGUGCUUUGUCUGUAGGGAUACAGAGUGAUGUAGCAAUGAAAGCCCUGAGUGUUUGCAAUUUUUCACGUUGCUGAAGCACUUACAAAAACGAAAUCUAAAAGAGCCAGAAAUUGUUGUGACCUUUCUGAAUAACUGUGAAAAAAAAACUGAAAAAAAAAAAUGGUUUGAGACACCUUUGGGAUUCUUAUUCUGCAGAAGCAAACAGAGCCAACACAAAGCGAUUGAGAAGAUGUGGGUGUUUGUGGUGUGCUGCUCCUAGUUUCUGUUUGUCCAAUUUGAAGAAUGAAAUUGUAAUAUGCUUUUUAAAGUAUCCAGGAGACAAAAGCAGAUGUCCUGGAUGAAUGGAAGUCUCAAUCCACGUUUUGUGCAGUUAAAGAAUUCCACUAUUUUGAUAACGUUUAAGUAUUGAAGUGUAUAAAGCUUGAUGAUCCUUGAGGUCCCUUCCAACCCAGGCCAUUCUGUGAUAAAUGCAAUAUACUUUCAACGGUGUAUUUUGAAGCAAGGUAGACAUCUAAGCUCUCAACAUGUGAACAAGGCUUUGAGCAGAACUAUAGGAAGAGUUACUUAAGUCUUGGGAUCUGAAACGUCCAAGCUGGUCAUUUUUAGGCCAUCAGAACCCAUAGAUUUAACACUCUAGAAACUGCUUUGAGUUAUUUUAUCAAUCUUGAGUUUGCCUCUCAUGCAAACCAUCUGUUGCCCACUAUGCCUGAGGUUGCUUUGUGAUUUUUCAAUUAAUUCUAUUCUUCAUCCACACGCUCUAUCCUAAACCCUGAGAGGAAAACAUAUCAGAACAGAAAGUGAUGAGGCAUGUGUUUUUCAUUUCACUUUAUUAACGUUCCUUACUUUUAUUGAGUUAGGAUUCUUCUGACAGUGAUUGCCUUCAAAUCUCUCCUGUUUAUUUCAUGCCUGUGUCAGGUAAUGAAAGCUUAAUGAUCUUUAAUUAAAAUGACUGCAAAUGUAAAGCAGUGUUAAAAAUUGCAUCGUAAGGUUUUUGCUUGCUUAUUUUGACAUUUUUGGGAACCGGCGUUCCGAACCCCAUAUAUCAGGAGGCAGUGGGUGGUGUAAAGACUGAAUACUAACAGCAGUAAAUCAGUUACUAUGGUUGUACAAACUUGGUAUGAACACAGGAGGCAAACGUUCUAUUAGAAGGGAUUGCUGUCAUAGUAGAAGUUUCACCCGUUAGAACUAUUAAAGCCCUUGGUUUAGGAGUGUCCUGAAGAGCAUGAGACAUAGCAGAAAAGUUUUGCUUGGAUUUUUGGGCCCAGGUUGUGUGCACUGUGGUAGUGCUGAUACGUUACUCCAGCAGUAUUGGUUCAGUCUCAUUUUGUAUAAAAUAGCUUGGCAAAACUUUCCAGAGUUACCAGCCCUCCCUCGGUCGUUAGUUGUGUUCUUCCUUAAACAAUUCAAAACUAUUGUUGUUUGUUUAAUGCUGAUAUUCUGAUGUCCAUAGGGAGCAGCGUGCAUCUGGACUGGUGUGUUACAGCAUCUUCUGCAUGUGCCUACCCUCUGCUACCUGCGUGCUGAAGACCUUUGGAUCAUAUUGCUAUGCUGUGCCUUCUUACAACACUGUUGCUUAUUUUCUUCAACUGCAAAGCGUUGCUACUUUAAUUAAUUAGUGAGCAUUUUUACAGCUUUUGUAUCCUUCUGUUACCAAACACCUUGCUGAAUCAACGUGGUGCCUCAGAUGAAGUCUGAUGCUGGAGGAGUGCGGUGUGUUGCCCAGCAGGUUCAGUGUGACUUCAGCAUGUGAUGCCUUUGGUGAGUGCUUGAUGACCAAGGACGUGGUCUGCUCCUGUGACUGUGUUUGUUGCUUGUCUUGCUGUACUACUCACUCCAGUGAGCUGAGCGUGCUUCCAAGAGGCUGUGAAGAUGAUCACAAACAUGCAGCUGUUGUUUAUCUGAUAGAGCUUGAUUAGCUGUCACCUAUUCCCUUGGGGUCUCCAGUGAGCAGUUUUCUUUCAGGAUCCUACAGCUGUAAUAUUAGGGCAACGUGCUGGAAGGGUGGUGAGGGUGAGCUUUGCCUGCUUGCUGCUCAACCCAACCAGCAUCACCAGAGCCUGUGGAAAGCCUCCUGCUUCUCAUGGGGCUGGUUUUUGUGCUGCCCUCUGUCACACUUGAUUGGCCCCUGGUGGCACCACUCUCCUGUUAAGCCAACAAGAGGCAGCUAGGCUGAGAGGUAAUGGCCUCAAGUGGUGCUGGGGUGGUUCAGGUUGGAUAUUAAGAAACGUUUCUACUCAGAGUGGUGAUGCAGUGGCACAGGCUGCCCAGGGAGUGAUGGGGUCAGCAUUCUUGCAGGUGUUCCAGAACUGUGGGAACGUGGCACUUGAUCAGUGGGCAUGGUGGGGUGGAACUUGG
Molecule: messenger RNA, 5368 nt
Organism: Phasianus colchicus (ring-necked pheasant)
Lineage: Eukaryota; Metazoa; Chordata; Aves; Galliformes; Phasianidae
Gene: SUDS3
Product: SIN3A corepressor complex component SDS3
Source: RefSeq, a predicted model, not a curated record